This is a messenger RNA of Drepanopeziza brunnea f. sp. 'multigermtubi' MB_m1, 306 nucleotides long. RefSeq lists its product as uncharacterized. NCBI's taxonomy places the organism in Eukaryota, Fungi, Ascomycota, Leotiomycetes, Helotiales, Drepanopezizaceae. The record is from RefSeq and is a predicted model, not a curated record. Gene Ontology annotation, molecular function: oxidoreductase activity.
AUGACCGCGAUCCUCACCCUCGUCUACCCCAAGGGGACCAAGGAGUUCGACAUGAACUACUACCUCACCUCCCACAUGCCCAUGGUGCAGGCGACCUGGGCCGGCUGCGGCCUGCAGAAGUGGGAGGUCGUCCAGCUGGAUCCGGCCAGCGGCAACGUGACCAAGUGCAUCCUGUACUUCGAGAGCGCCGCGAAGAUGCAGGCGGCCUUUGGCGGGCCCGACGCCGCGAAGGUGCUGGGCGACAUCCCGAAUUACUGCGACGUCCAGCCGCUGCAGUACGCUGGGGAGAUUGUGGGGGGUUCGUAG